This is a messenger RNA of Coregonus sp. 'balchen', 7718 nucleotides long. Lineage: Eukaryota; Metazoa; Chordata; Actinopteri; Salmoniformes; Salmonidae. The record is from the annotation of a GenBank genome assembly.
AUGAUGGAGGUAUUGAAUCAUCUCUCUGCUCUCCUCCUCCUCUCUCUCCUUCCUCCUUCUCUCUCUCAUGUAGUGGGGAAGUUCAGCGAAGUUAAAGAGUGCAGUGAUUUCUUCCUGGAGGGGACAACUCCAAAUCUCCCGGGUAUUUUGGUUGAUGGGACAGUCCAGGACCAGAACCGCUACAAGCCUAUCUGCCAGUUGUUUAAAUACAUGAAGAAAAGGGAAGUCUACAACACCUACAUGUUUGCAACUCUCUACGACACGAUCAACAAGAUCCCUGUGUUCUCAGCCUUCACCUUCACUGGGGUUGGACCAAGCGAGAGCAGACCAGAUACAUGGAUGAUUGAACCUCAGGUAAUUAAAAAAUAAUAAUCAAAUUCGACAUUUAAUGCCAACGUUGAACAAUAACCUUGAAUAGACCAUUACUACUGUCCUUGUCUAGCAAGAUUGCAUGUCUGUAUCGGAUAGUUUCCAAAAUAAAAAAACUGAAAUACCUUAUUUACAUAAGUAUUCAGACCCUUUGCUAUGAGACUCGAAAUUGAGGUGCAUCCUGUUUCCAUUGAGCAUCCUUGAGAUAUUUCUGCAACUUCAUUGGAGUCCACCUGUGGUAAAUUCAAUCGAUUGGACAUGAUUUGGAAAGCCACACACCUGUCUAUAAAAGGUCCCACAGUUGACAGUGUAUGUCAGAGCAAAAACCAAGCCAUGAGGUCGAAGGAAUUGUCCGUAGAGCUCUGAGACAGGAUUGUGUCGAGGCACAGAUCUGGGGAAGGGUACCAAAACAUUUCUGCAGCAUUGAAGGUCCCCAAGAACACAGUGGCCUCCAUCAUUCUUAAAUGGAGGAAGUUUGGAACCACCAAUACUCUUCCUAGAGCUGGCCUCCCGGCCAAACUGAGCAAUCGGGGGAGAAGGGCCUUGGUCAGGGAGGUGACCAAGAACCCGAUGUUCACGCUGACAGAGCUCCAGAGUUCUUCUGUGGAGAUAGGAGAACCUUCCAGAAGGACAACCAUCUCUGCAGCACUCCACCAAUCAGGCCUCUGUGGUAGUGGUCAGACAGAAGCCACUCCUCAGUAAAAGGCACAUGACAGCCCCCUUGGAGUUUUUAUUUUUAUUUAUUUUCAAUUUUUUUAUUGUCUGCGUCACUUCCAAUCCCCCAUAUGUUGUUUUUUUUGUUCUCGCAAAUAUAUAUACAGCUCUGGAAAAAAUUAAUAGACCACUGCACAUUUUUCUUAAAUCAGCAUCUCUACAUGUAUGAAAGCCAUUCCAUUCCAGUGUCUGUUGAAUUCCAACACAGGCACACCUCAUUCUACUGAAUUAGGUACUGAUUAGGUGAUCACCUGAACCAAAUCUUAUUUAACGAGGAAAAGUAUAAUCACUAUCCUCUUGCAAUAGGACCAGCUGGAUGGCAAAAAAAGUGCUAAUUGUACCUCAAAUGUAAUAUUAAUCAAAAAAUAACUAUUGACCAUGCCAAAAGAGUUGAAAAGGAAAGUUUUGAUUGAGGAAAAGAAGGGUUCAAUUCUGUCUUUACUGGCAGAGGGAUACAGUGAGCAUCAGGUUGCUGCCAUCCUUAAAAUUUCAAAGACGGCGGUUCAUAAGAACAAGGUCAAGCAGCAGACAUUGGGGACAACAAAGCUACAGACCGGCAGAGGGUCGAAAACGACUCUCUACUGACCGGGAUGACCGCCAACUCAUUUGAAUGUCACUCAACAACCGUAAGAUGACAUCAAGUGACCUACAAAAAGAAUGGCAAACGGCAGCUGGCGUGAAGUGCACGGCGAGGACGGUUCGAAACAGGCUCCUAAGGGCAGGGCUGAAGUCGUGCAAAGCUAUAAAAAAGCCCUUCGUCAAUGAGAAGCAAAGAAAAGCCAGGCUGAGGUUUGCAAAAGACCAUAAGGAUUGGACCGUAGAGGACUGGAGUAAGGUCAUCUUCUUCUGAUGAGUCCAAUUUUCAGCUUUGCCCAACACCUGGUCAUCUAAUGGUUAGACGGAGACCUGGAGAGGCCUACAAGCCACAGUGUCUCGCACCCACUGUGAAAUUUGGUGGAGGAUCGGUGAUGAUCUGGGGGUGCUUCAGCAAGGCUGGAAUCGGGCAGAUUUGUCUUUGUGAAGGACGCAUGAAUCAAGCCACGUACAAGGUUGUCCUGGAAGAAAACUUGCUUCCUUUUGCUCUGACAUUGUUCCCCCAACUCUGAGGAUUGGUUUUUCCAGCAGGACAAUGCGCCAUGCCACACAGCCAGGUCAAUCAAGGUGUGGAUGGAGGACCACCAGAUAAAGACCCUGUCAUGGCCAGCCCAAUCUCCAGACCUGAACCCCAUUGAAAACUUCUGGAAUGUGAUCAAGAGGAAGAUGGUUGGUCACAAGCCAUCAAACAAAGCCGAGCUGCUUGAAUUGUUACGCCAGGAGUGGCAUAAAGUCACCCAACAUCAAUGUGAAAGAUGGUGGAGAGCAUGCCAAGAUGCAUGAAAGCUGUGAUUGAAAAUCAGGGUUAUUCCACCAAAUCAUUGAUUUCUGAACUCUUCCUAAGUUAAAACAUAGUGGAAAUCAGGGUUAUUCCACAAAUAUUGUAUUUCUGAACUCUUCCCUAGUUAAAACAUUAGUAUUGUGUUGUUUAAAAAUGGAACAUUAACUUAUUUCUUUGCCUUAUUCGAGGUCUGACAACAACUGCAUAUUUUUUUGUUAGGUUUGACAUGUUGUCACUUUUCUGGCAAAUAAAGCUCCAAUGACAAUAUUUUAUUUGGAAUUUGGGAGAAUGGUUGUCAGUAGUUUAUAAUAAAACAAAAAUGUUAUUUUUACCCAAACACAUACCUAUAAAUAUUAAAACCAGAGAACUGAUAAUUUUGCAGUGGUCUCUUAAUUUUUUCCAGAGCUGUAUAAUACAUAUCUACAUACAUACAUACAUCAUACAGACAUACAUAUCCUUAAAAAAAUAUAUUUCCCUUUAUUACUUUCCAACCCCACCACCCCUUCUCUAAUUGGAGUAAACUAGUUGAAACAACAAUGCUUAGGGCCUCUACUUUCCAGCUUAUACAUACUAUAUACAUUUUAUGGACACAGUCAAUUUUACAAUAAUUCUAUUUUGUUUGUUUUUACUCAUGAACUUCCUCAACCUCUCCGAUCAUUGUUCAUGAUGUCAAUCCGGUUUGCUUCUAUAUGCCAUAUCUUUCUAACUGUGCUCUUUCACAAAAGCUCUCAACCUAUAACCUAUAUACUUAUUAUGGACACAGUAUGCUUACAUUAUUAGUUAUCUUGUUGUUAUUAGUUGUUGUUAGUUGUUAUUAGUCCCAUCCUUCAGCUCCAUUCAACCCCUCCCAUCUAUCUCUUAACACCAUCCAUAUUGGAUUUCUAUUUGCCAUAUAUUUUUCAACUGUACUGUGACGUUUUACAAAAGUUCUGAACCUUUCUAUUCUCAAUGUUUCUACAUAUUGUAAAUUGAAAAGAAACAUUUUUGCUAAAAGUAUUAUUAUAUUAUUGAUCGAUUGACUAUGACUUUUCAGAUCACCCAGUAAUGCUAUCUGCAGGGUUAGCUCCAGGUAAAUAUUGCAAUCCUUUAGCCAUUCCUGGACCUGUGUCCAAAACAAGCUACAAAUGGACAGUACCAAAACAAAUAAUCUAAUGAUUCUGUCUCUUCGCAGCAAAAUCUGCAGAGCUGGGAAGAUUGUAUCCCCCAUAUAAAUAACGUUCUAUUGGUAGCACGAAUUUUAUAUAGUAAUUUCAAUUGAAAAAUGGUACGUUUUGAAUCCGGCGUCGUUUUACGUAUCAGUUCAUAAAUGCUAUGCCAUGGAAUCGGUACGUCAAAAAUCUCUUCCCAACUAUUUUGCAAUCUAUAUAGGACGGCUGUCAAUCUUUUGGUCCUUAAAUGAAACUGUUAUACUUUUUUAUUUAUCACAGUUUUCCUUAACCAAUUAUGUUCUUUAAUGCAAGGCCGACAGACAAGUUCCUUACUUUCUCCUCCUUCCACUUUCCUCUUCCAUUUUUGCGGUAAUGCUGCAAUUAUUUGGUUGUAGUUUUGGGUAGAGCAGACAUUUCCAUAUGUUGUUGUUAGCUGCAUGUGCGACAUAACUCCACCAGUCCUACCGAUGAUAACAUUUACGAAGAUUAUACCUUUUUUAAACAUUUUGUUAAAAAAAAGAGGUUUUUUAUCAAUUAUUUUAUUUGAGUUUAACCACAAUAUUUGUUGCAUUAUUUGUUCUGUCGUUUCUGGAGGAUUAAAUUGAAAUUGCAACCAACUUUUUCUAUGGCUUGUUUUAGAAAUAGUGAUAUUUGGGAGAUGAUUUCCUUUUCAUAUAACUGAAAGUGAGAGGUUGUAAUCUGAAUAAAGGGAAAAAGGCCAUUCUUGAACAUUGGGUGAGACAAUCUUACUAAUUUGCUAGAGAACCAGUUCGGAUUUAAGUAUAACUUUUGUAUGACUGAAGCCUUUAGUGAUAGGUCUAAUGCUUUAAUAUUGAAUCAUUUCUGUCCUCCGAAUUCAUAUUCAUUAUAUAAAUAGGCCUGUUUAAUUUUGUCUGGCUUGCCGUUCCAAAUAAAAUUGAAUAUUUUUUUCUCAUAAUUUAAAAAACUGUUCGCUAGGCGUAGGCAAGACCAUAAGCAAAUAGGUAAACUGGGAUAAUACUAAAGAGUUAAUCAGGGUGAUUUUCCCACAAAUUGACAGGUAUUUACCUUUCCAUGGUAGCAAGAUCUUAUCUAUUUUUUCUAACUUUCUAUUAAAAUGUAUUGGAGUGAGAACAUCUAUUUCAUUUGGGAUAUGUAUUCCGAGUAUAUCCACAUCACCAUCAGACCAUUUUAUUGGUAAACUACAAGGUCAUGUAAAAAUUGUAUUUUUUAGUGAUCCAAUACGUAAUAUAGUACAUUUGUCAUAAUUUGGUUGUAAUCCAGAGAGGUUAGAAAAUGUAUCUAGAUCCUCUAUGAGGCUGUGGAGGGAUUCAAGUUGUGGAUUUAAAAGAUAACAUGCGUACAAUGACACCUUUGUUUUUAAGCCCUGGAUUUCUAAUCCCUUGAUAUUAAUGUUGGAUCUGAUUUUAAUAGCUAACAUGUCGAUGGCCAUAAUAAAUAGUUAUGCCGAUAGUGGACAACCUUGUUUCACUCCUCUUGACAGUUUAAAACUUUCUGAGAAAUAGCCAUUAUUGACAAUUUUACACCUAGGGUUACUAUACAUGAUUUUAACCCAAUUUAUAAGUGAUUCUCCAAAAUUGAAAUGCUCCAGGCAUUUAUAUAUAAACCCCAGUCGUACUUUAUCAAAUGCCUUUUCGAAGUCUGCUAUGAAUAGCAGGCCUGGUUUCCCAGAUUUUUCAUAGUGUUCGAUUGUUUCCAGUACUUGCCUAAUAUUAUCUCCGAUGUAUCGUCCAUGUAAAAAACCUGUCUGAUUAGAAUGAAUAAUGUCCGACAAUACCUUUUUAAUUCUAUGCACUAUACAUUUUGCUAGGAUUUUUGCAUCACAACACUGAAGUGUAAGGUUUUUAAAUGGACUGGAUCUUUAUAUUUUCCACAUGUAUCAUGUUUCAGUAAUUAUGAAAUCCGACCUUCUUCUUGAGUGUCAGAUAAUCUACCAUUUACAUAGGAGUGGUUAAAACAUGCUAAUAACUGUCCUCUGAGUACAUCAAAAAAGGUUUGGUAUACUUCGACUGGUAUGCCAUCCAACCCUGGAGUUUUCCCGGACUUGAAGUCUUUAAUUGCAUCUAGAAGUUCCUCCUCUGUAAUUUCACCUUCACAUGAGUCUUUCUGUAUGGCUGUUAAUUUUACAUUAUCAAUAGAAAAAAAUGUCUACAAUUAGCUUCAGUUAAAGGAGAUGAAGGUGACUGAAACGAAAACAUAUGCUUAAAGUACUUUGUUUCCUCCAUCAAAAUAUAAUUUGGUGAAUCCUGGGUGACUCCGUCAUUUGUAACCAGUUUCAGUAUAUUCUUUUUGGUAGCAUUCCUAUGUUGAAGAUUAAACAAGAAUUUGGUGCAUUUUUCCCCAUAUUCCAUCCAGUUUGCUUUAUUUUUAUAAAAUAUUACACUUGAUCUUUCUUGAAUAAGUUUCUUCAUUUCUUUUUGUUUUUCCUCUAAUUUAUUCUGAGCCUCUAUGUUACAGUUUUUAUUGCUAUCUAUCUGUUCUGUUAGACCUUCUAUUUCCUUUGUUAGUGUGGACUCUUUUCACCUAAAUUGCUUUUGUUUUCGAGAUGAGUACUGAAUUGCAUGGCCUCUAAAGCCCGCUUGGAUUUUGCCAAAAGGCACCUAAAGGACUCUCAGACCAUGAGAAACCAGAUUCUCUGGUCUGAUGAAACCAAGAUUGAACUCUUUGGCCUGAAUGCCAAGCGUCACGUCUAGAGGAAACCUGGCACCAUCCGUACGGUGAAGUUUUUCAGCGGCAGGGACUGGGAGACUAGUCAGGAUCGUGGGAAAGAUGAAUGGAGCAAAGUACAGAGAGAUCCUUGAUGAAAACCUGCUCCAGAGCACUCAGGACCUCAGACUGGGGCGAAGGUUCACCUUCCAACAGGACAACGACCCUAAGCACACAGCCAAGACAACGCAGGAUUGGCUUCAGGACAAGUCUCUGAAUGUUCUUGAGUGGACAAACCAGAGCCUGGACUUGAACCUGAUUUGAAUAUCUCUGGAGAGACCUGAAAAUAGCUGUACAGCGACGCUCCCCAUCCAACCUGACAGAGCUUGAGAGGAUCUGCAGAGAAGAAUGGGAGAAACUCCCCAACUACAGGUGUGCCAAGCUUGUAGCAUCUUACCCAAGAAGACUCAAGGCUGUAAUCGCUGCCAAAGGUGCUUCCACAAAGUACUGAGUAAAGGUUCUGAAUACUUAUGUAAAUGUGAAAUUUCAGUUUUUUUUAUUUUUAAUGUAUUUGCUAACAUUGUGUGUGGAUUGAUAAGGGGGGAAAAAACGAUUUAAUCCAUUUUAGAAUAAGGCUGUAAUGUAACAAUGUGGAAAAAGUCAAUUUCCGAAGGCACUGUUUAGGUCUGAUAUACAGGUCUGAUAUACAGGUCAGUGCAGUGCCUGUAUACAGUAUAACUGCAUUGAAUGAUUUAUGAAUAUUGUUUCUACAGCUGGACGGAGAACCAGACCCAGAUAUGAGUCUGGAGAAUGACGGAGUCACUUAUACACACCAGGCUGUCAAUCAGGACUUCCUCACCUCUGUAAACCCAACAGGGCUGAACAAAGGGCACAUUUUCCCCAAAAGUUACGCACCCCAUCCCGCUAAUCAGAACUCCACUUUUACCCUGACCAACUGUGUUCCUCAGGUAGAGUCAUUUAACGACGGCAGCUGGGGAAGGAUGGAGUGUGAAGUUAGAAAGGUUCUCCUAAGCCAAUGCCGAGAUAAUACCGGUAAGCCCAAGGCCUAUGUGGUGACUGGAGCGGUGCCCAGUAAGAGCAACACACUGAACAACCGAGUGAACAUCCCAUCUCUCCUGUGGACAGCCUACUGCUGUAAAAACAAACAGGGAAAGUGGGUGGCCGGAGCACACUGGGGUGAGAACAAAAAGGAAACGGGGAAAGAAACAUUGCCCUCAAACACCUUGGCAGACCUGUAUAAGAUGCUGAACCAGUAUUAUGGUGAUGUCAAGCACUCCAACGAUGGUGUCAAGGUGUUCCCAGAUGAUUGUCAGAAUGGAAAACAGGAUGAUACAGGGAGGAGCGGAGAAAUGAGCGGAGAGUUAGAGGGGAGCAGAAAGAGGCCAAGAGAAAAAGGGGAUGAGUCAGAGGAAAAUGACUGUGACUGUGACUGUGAUGAAAAGUGA